AUGAAGCUGAUCCUUUCUCUGACUCUCAUCUGGGCGCUCUCCAGCACAGCUGGAGCACUUCUGUGUCAAACCUGCACAAAUCCAGACUGUUCAACCACAGUAACAUCAACAUGUCUGACAGAGACCAUGUGUGCGACAGCUUCGAUUCAAAACACUUCAGUUGGAGUUACAGUCUCACAAAUCGUCAAGGCGUGUGCACCAUCCUCCGUGUGUCCAGCUACAGGCUCUCGGACAUUUUCAUUUAACACGGGUGUUGUGAGAGUAAUUGCAUCUUUUCAGUGCUGCAACACAGAUAACUGCAACACAGACAAUCUACCUGCCCCUGGUCCUCAGCCAAACAGCCUAAAGUGUUUCACUUGUAACCCCUUCACCUCUGAAUGCAACUCUAAAUUAGAUUGUCAGGGAGUGGAGGACCGCUGCGUAAAAUUUAAUGUGACGAAUGGAGCCACUAAUUCUUCAGUCUUUGGCUGUGCAUCUGCAAACCUGUGUACACUUAAUGCCAAACAGAGUUUCCUACCUUCCUUGCAAAGUGUUGGUAACAUCACCAGUGGACCAUUCUGCUGUGGGACCAGUUUGUGUAAUGCUGUUACAACAAUUGCAAGUGACGCCGGCUGUAUGAGUCUGCUGCUCGGAAUCCUCAUCUUUACCCUCCGUUUUUUUGAAGUCUGAUUUUGGGUUUACUGCUCUCUUACAUCUGAAGUUGGCAGUUAGUGGGGCUAGAAAAUCCAAAUUAGGAAAUCAGGGAUGGAGUCUGGAUGAAGCUGAGGUGGGACUCAAAGGCAGAAAUGAAAUAGACACACAUACACGUGUACACACAACAGAGGGGAUACUACCUUUUUCAUGGCUUUAAUUUACUGGGUACAUAAUCAAAAUAAAUAAUAGAGUUUUUAAUCAAACCUAAUUGAAUGCUGUAUAUAUUAACUGUAUAACAGUAUAUUAAAGUUGAGAUUUUGUUGCA
Micropterus dolomieu (smallmouth bass) is the source of this 958-nucleotide messenger RNA. RefSeq names its product urokinase plasminogen activator surface receptor-like. NCBI's taxonomy places the organism in Eukaryota, Metazoa, Chordata, Actinopteri, Centrarchiformes, Centrarchidae. The transcript has 5 exons. The coding region runs from base 1 to 669 and encodes 222 amino acids. The record is from RefSeq and is a predicted model, not a curated record.